Messenger RNA from Paramuricea clavata, 312 nucleotides. The record is from the annotation of a GenBank genome assembly. Lineage: Eukaryota; Metazoa; Cnidaria; Anthozoa; Malacalcyonacea; Plexauridae.
AUGAGUCUGGAUGUUUGGAGAUUUGUCACCUGUGGUAAAGGAGUAGCCUCGGAACAUCGUGGCAAUCAUCUUUUCGAAAAGGAUCAACUGGCCAGAUUUAAGUAUUUGCCAGAGGAUUGGUGGUACUACAUCAAUCAGGAUGGUGAAGGAGUUGCUGUGGACUUCCCUUUCAUGGCAAGACCAGUGUUGUCAUGGUCACCACAAAAAUUUACCCAAAAAGGUGGUAAAUUAGUGAAGGCGGCCAGGUUCCCCAUUGAGAAAGUUUGCUUAACAAUAAUCCGGAGGGCAUGUAAUACAGACAGUAUUUCAUAA